Trypanosoma grayi is the source of this 1419-nucleotide messenger RNA. Its product is annotated as rabGTPase-activating protein. NCBI's taxonomy places the organism in Eukaryota, Euglenozoa, Kinetoplastea, Trypanosomatida, Trypanosomatidae. The record is from RefSeq and is a predicted model, not a curated record. Gene Ontology annotation, cellular component: membrane. The coding region runs from base 1 to 1419 and encodes 472 amino acids. The transcript has a single exon.
AUGACGGACCCUCUGCGCGUGACGGUGGAGUGCUGGGAGAACCAGCGGUACCACCCGACGAAGGGGUGGGGCCUCUACCGCCUGCCAGUCGACCGCUGCGCGUGGUCGAGCAAGAAGGGUGACGUCGUGCUGUGCCGCGACAGCUUCCUCACGCCUAUCGGCUGGGUGUGGACCUCCGAUUGGGAGGUGGCGCCGAACGGGACGCAGCCGGAUGGCUGGCUGUACGCGGCGGACUUUACUGUUCCGACGCGCUUCUGCACGGCAACACCGAACUCGUUCAGUUACGUGCGGCGGAGGAGGUGGGUGCGCACGCGUGUGCAGCUCACACCGGACACGACUGGUGGCACUGCGCUGGUCGACGCAUUAUCGUCCUCCGCUAGUUUUCAGGCAGACCCACGCGUGGUGUGGUUAAGCACAUGCUUCUAUGGCUUCUCAGGCGCCACUGUGGAGGAGCAGCGGGAAGACCAGCGCCGACAACACAUCUGCUGCUACAAGUUGCACCGCUGCCUGGACGUUUCCUGCAAUAUCAUGAACCUGGACGUCGAUGAACAUGAGGAGGAAGCGGGAAACGGUUUGAGCGGAUCCUCCUCCUGCCAUCGACAUCCUUCCAUAACACCGGCUGUGCGACACUGCGUCUACCGCUACGGCCUCCCGCAGUGUCUGCGGCCAGCGUUGUGGCUGGAGUGGUCAGGGGCCUCACAACUGCUACGUGAUUCGCCGAGAACGUAUGACGAGCUCCUCGAGCGCGCUGAUCGUGUGCGGGGGCAGCCGCUGCAGGACAUCAUGCAGGAUGUUGUGCGAACGGCGCCUCGUCACCCAUUUUUCUCUAAAAAGGGAGGUGGCGCGGAAGAACUUCGAGGUGUGCUUCUCGCAUUGGAGCUUGCAGCGGUUCUUCCGUCUUAUCAUCAGGCGUUUAGUUACAUCGUGGCCUCCGUGUUACUCAACCUUCCUGCACGAGAGGCCUUUUGGGUAGUGACGGCCGUUUUUUGCGCGUUUGUGCCCGACGGCUACCACGCCGAGUACCGCUUGCAGAAUGACCUCACGAUCUUCCACGAGAUCCUCGCGCAGAAGUUCCCCGACGUCAACGAGCAUUUUGUGUCGAAGCGAAUUGAUGUGUCUGUGUUUGCCAGCGGCUGGCUGCAGGCGCUCUUCUGUGCCCACUUUCCUUUCUCCACUGCUGCCCGUAUUUUGGAUAUCCUCUUCGUUGAUGGUGAUAGCAGUGUGCUGGUGCGCUUUCUCAUCGCGUUCAUUGGAAAGUUCCGCACCGCGAUGCUGACGAUGGACAGCAGCGGCUCGCUGGGCCACUUCGCCAACGAGUGGGCACACAACUGCUUUUGCGUGGACGAUGUGGUGCACGCCAUGGAGAAGGAUGGGCUCGCCCCGGUUGUUCUCGCCCUCCGUGCGAAACUUGGCGGCUAA